ACUCUCAUUUCAGUGCUGCGAAGCCUCUACGCUUUGCCAAUGGACUGCUACAAACGAGGCGACUUUGAGGUGGAGCUUCAAUUGGACAAUAGAGGUGGUAUGAAAGAGCAGGCCGUCGGCGCUGUGGCCAAGGACGCAGCCAGUGCGUCUCAAUAUGUCGUGUUUUUCACGACCGAUGACUGCAACCCAGAAAAUGUCAUUGACAAUGCAUGGUUGGAUUACGGGUGCUCUUCGGGGUUGCCAAACAACCCUCAUGGAUAUAAAAGU
This is a messenger RNA of Cucurbitaria berberidis CBS 394.84, 267 nucleotides long. RefSeq lists its product as uncharacterized. The annotation marks the transcript as partial. The record is from RefSeq and is a predicted model, not a curated record. NCBI's taxonomy places the organism in Eukaryota, Fungi, Ascomycota, Dothideomycetes, Pleosporales, Cucurbitariaceae. The transcript has a single exon.